CACCCGCAUAAGUAAUAAUUAAGCACUCCUACCUAACACACGGUAAGAAGCGAAGAACCAAAUACACACAUUUUGCUUUGCAAAAAUUGCUGUAAAUGUGUGUCUAGUUCGUGAUUUUUUUAACGUUUGAUUGAAUUGCUGGCAAAAAGUGGUUGUAAUAUUGUGUGAAUACGGAUCAAUUUUUUGUGGACAUAUGCACAUCAGUUUACCACCUCAAGAAAUACCGAAUCCACAUGGAUCUGAAACAAGGAAAGAAACGGGAAUGUUCAAAGCCCUCAAGAACGUAUAGCGACUUGUCAAGACACGUGGUCACGCACGAUCCCGAUGCUCAGGUCAAAUGUGAGGUUUGCCGCAAAAUUUUCAAAAACAGAGACACCUUAUCUGGUCACAUAUCGAGAAUUCACGGCAACCGGAAGAGACCAAGUUGUGACACUUGUCACCGCGUGUUUUCCAAUUCAUGUAACUUACGGCGACAUAUUGACGACGCCCACGGCACGAGUGAACGACCCCGUUUCCCAUGUGGAUUUUCCGGCUGUGAGAAAACCUUCGUAAAUAAAUAUCUAGUUUCCACCCACAUGAAGACUGAACAUGUCGAGAAUCCGAUCCGAUUUCCGUGUACACUUUGCGGAAAGGACUUCAAAACAAGGACAGAACUUGGGAAACACAUUCGCGCCCACACGACGGAGAAGCCGUACACUUGUGCCAGUUGUGGGAGGAGUUUCGCCCAGAUGGGAACCAUGAAACGUCAUGAGAUGACUCAUUUGGAAAAAUCUGCCCGAGACAUGUUCCAGUGUCACGUCUGUCCUCAGACCUUCUUAAAUAGAACGUCGCUACAACACCACAUCCGAGUUGGACAUGAAAAUCAGAGGAAUUAUCCGUGCUCAUCUUGUGACAAAAGAUUUUCCACCUCAAGAGACUUGAUGCGUCACGUGGAGGCGGUGCAUGCCACAAAUAAAGAGAAGAUCCAUUCCUGCGACAAAUGCGAGUACAAGAGUCACUCGAAAGCCAAUCUGGCCAAUCAUCGAGUUCGUCACAACACAAUGGCAAGGAGGCAUGGAUGUUACUUCUGUGGGAAGAAAUUCUACACUUUUUUCGAAUUGGUCUCACAUUGUCAAGUUCAUACUUUUGAAAAGUUAAAAUACUUAUCUAUGUAACGGGGAUUUCAGUAUUUGUAAUUUGCGAAUUUUUCUAAAUUUUCCACAUUUGACAAAACCAUGCAGUAUGCAAAAUAAAUUAUACAAAUCAACCAGAGGCCUUAGUAACCUUACAAGUUCCUAGAUAUUUCGCUUGAAUGUGUAUUUUGCAAACUAUUUAUCCAACGGUUGACGGUUGGAUAAAUUUUACCAGCUUUUGUGCCAUCCUCUUUUUUCUGCUCAACCAUCAUGCAACCUUGUGCAAAUUAUAAUGAGAAUACCAAUAAAUUGCGGAUUUUUACUAAA
Messenger RNA from Folsomia candida, 1439 nucleotides. Its product is annotated as oocyte zinc finger protein XlCOF19-like. NCBI's taxonomy places the organism in Eukaryota, Metazoa, Arthropoda, Collembola, Entomobryomorpha, Isotomidae. Gene Ontology annotation, molecular function: DNA-binding transcription activator activity, RNA polymerase II-specific; RNA polymerase II cis-regulatory region sequence-specific DNA binding. The coding region runs from base 234 to 1154 and encodes 306 amino acids. The record is from RefSeq and is a predicted model, not a curated record. Gene Ontology annotation, cellular component: nucleus. The transcript is spliced from 4 exons. Gene Ontology annotation, biological process: regulation of transcription by RNA polymerase II.